This is a messenger RNA of Magnolia sinica, 1660 nucleotides long. RefSeq names its product AT-hook motif nuclear-localized protein 14-like. The transcript has 6 exons. Gene Ontology annotation, molecular function: minor groove of adenine-thymine-rich DNA binding. Lineage: Eukaryota; Viridiplantae; Streptophyta; Magnoliopsida; Magnoliales; Magnoliaceae. The record is from RefSeq and is a predicted model, not a curated record. The coding region runs from base 139 to 1245 and encodes 368 amino acids.
AUAAUUCUUCUGGGAGGGAAGGAGAAUAAAAAAGAAAAAAAGAAAAAAAGAAAAGACUAAAAAACCUAACCCACACAUCUCAGCACUUCCAUGCUCCAUUUGAAGCAGAAGUAUUAGCGGUAGCUCCAGCUCCAGCUCAUGGAGGGCAACGACGGUGGCCUCACCUCUUACUACCAACACCACCACCACCAUCACCAAAGCAGCACUAGCAAUUCCGCCACAAAUGGCAGUAUCUUCUCCCAUCCCAAUUCCCAUUACUCCGCUUCCGAACCCACCCCUCUCGUCUUCCCUCACUCCGUCACUCCACGCGCCUCUGCGGCACCCUCUCCCGCCCUCACCGACUCCGUCAAGAGGAAGAGGGGCCGCCCACGGAAAUACGGCCCAGGUGGGCCAGCUACCGAGAUGUCCUCGCCCGCAUCGACGGCCAUGAAGAAGGCCCCUGCCACCACCACUGCCGCUCCUUCUUCUCUUCCCAUAUCGUCUUCCUCUGCAAUUUCCCCUUCCACUCCCACUCCCCAUAAGAAGGAGCCGUCUUCGUCGUUGUCCUCAUCCUCCAACAAGAAGGCUCAGUUGGAUGCUCUUGGGAGUGCGGGGCAUGGAUUUACACCACACGUCAUUACAGUUGCGGCUGGAGAAGAUGUGGCGCAGAAGAUUAUGUCGUUCAUGCAACAACGCAAACGUGCAGUUUGUAUUCUAUCAGCAUCUGGUUCAAUAUCUAAUGCAUCUCUCCGCCAGCCGGCAAUGUUGGGGGGCAAUGUGUCAUAUGAGGGACGAUUUGAGAUUCUUUCACUGUCUGGAUCUUACCUGCAUACUGAAAUUGGAGGAGCAUCUUCGAGAACUGGCGGGCUGAGUGUAUGCCUGUCAGGUGCAGAUGGGCGCAUUGUUGGGGGUGGGGUAGGAGGGCCUCUAAAAGCUGCAGGUCCUGUGCAGGUAAUUGCUAGUUCAUUUGUGAUUGAUGGCAAUAAGGAUUCUAGUCCUGUCAUAAGAGCAGAGGCUCCUGUUCCUGUACUUGGGGCAACUGUAUCACCUAUCAGCUUCAGACCCUUCUCAGAUUCAUCAGGAAGAAGCUCAAUCAGAGUAAAUGAUGAGCAUCGAAAUAUUGGGGGAAGCGGCUUCAUGUUUCAGUCUCGAGCAAUGCAUCCUAUGCAUAGAAGCAACAUUGAUAUUGAAUUGACAGGAAGAAGAGAUGGGGGUGGAGCAUGCCAAUCCCCUGAAGAGGGGGAUGAUGACGACAUUCGAGAUUGAGAUUUAUGAAGUGCUGAUGUAGUGUCUACUUUUUUGAGAGCACUGGAUGCAUGACUCUCCCAUGUGAGCGCACAACAUAACAUUCUGUACAGGUUUGCACCUUUUUUUUUUCCUGUUUAACAUGGCUUGCUUGCUCGACCCAGGUUGGGUAGUGGCUCAUGAAAUUUUACUGUUGAAAAUCCCAUGUAAAAAGCCACAUUCCCUUGAGUCUGUAAGCAGAUCGAUUGUCGGUGGGGCUGAUGGUGCACCUAUUCACUAAUCAUCACUACCCAUAUAUAAGAUCGCAUGUUUUGUUAUUUCUGCUGCCAUUUUCAUGCCAAAAACUCUCCUGUCGCUGUUUCGCAUACAUCACUAUUCUUUAACACAUCAAAUAGUACAAAAAUGAAAGAAAGUACAAUGCUUUUAUUAUUGGUCA